AUGGAUCUCAAUUCUGGAGAGUGGAAUGCCUCUGAGAUCAUGAUGGCGAAAGAUCUCAUAGCUAGCCACAACACCAACAAUAAUUAUGCCUACAACAUGUACAAGAAGCACACUGACAAUAUUGUGGAUGUUCUCCAAGCAAGGUUUCCUACAAAGGGAAAGCAUCAGGUAAUCAACUUGUAUGUUGAUCUCAUGGUAGAGAUGUUGCAGACGAUGUUGAGCAAUGACCACCAUGCAACAUCAAGUAGCAAUCUUGUUCAUGAAGAAUCCAAGAUGUCACUGGAUGUUCUAGCCAUGGAAAGCAUGGACAUGUUGGGUGGUUAUCCGGUAGAGAGUGGGGCCAAGAGGAAGGCGGAGGAGGCUCCAUGUAGGCAACUCGCUCCACCGACAAAGAGGCAGCGCCCUAUGAAGUUUUGGACCAAGGAAGAGCACAGGAACUUUCUCCAUGGCCUAGUUGUGUUUGGCCGCGGUGAUUGGAAAAAUAUCUCUAGGUACUUUGUUACCACCAGGACACCGAUGCAAGUCUCCAGUCAUGCCCAAAAGUACUUCCGUAGGAUGGACUCUACCACGAAACAACGUUGUAGCAUCAAUGAUGUUGGUCUCUAUGAUGUUGAGCCAUGGCUGCAAAAUAAUGCUUCUAGUUUGGAGGGGCUCACCUUUAAUGGCGCCACCUACAACCCAAAACACAAUGGCACUAGUGGACAUCUCACCGCCAUGAACAACCUGGACCAACAGAUUGGGUUACCAUCCUUGUACCAUGCUGACCGGACAAGCAACAAUAAUAGCUUGGCUGCUACCUUAGUUGUAGGCCAACAACAACAACAACAACAAAUGUGGGCUAGUGGCUCUCAUGUUGCUCUAGUGAUGGAGAGGAAUAGCAACAAGACAACCUGGGCUGGUGAUCAGGAGGGAGAUUUUCUAAUUGAUCAGUGGAUGAUGAACAUGGAUAUGAACUAG
Molecule: messenger RNA, 957 nt
Organism: Sorghum bicolor (sorghum)
Lineage: Eukaryota; Viridiplantae; Streptophyta; Magnoliopsida; Poales; Poaceae
Product: transcription factor DIVARICATA
Exons: 2
Coding region: 1-957 (318 amino acids)
Molecular function (GO): DNA binding
Source: RefSeq, a predicted model, not a curated record